Molecule: messenger RNA, 380 nt
Organism: Staurois parvus
Lineage: Eukaryota; Metazoa; Chordata; Amphibia; Anura; Ranidae
Source: the annotation of a GenBank genome assembly
AUGGACACCUGCAGCUUCACUUCCGUCAAACUGCUAUGGAUAUGGGACAAGAUGGAGAAGAGGCAGUACAAGUCCGGCAUACACAAAGCUUCUCCCUGGAGAUUGACUUGUUUGGGAAUGAACAUGAGAAUUUCACCAGAAACUUGGAGCGAUUGAUGGCCACAAUACAGGAGAGUUACUGCUCCAACUCGCAGUGCCCCAUCCGUGUGCAGGAGAGUCAUAUGGAGACUAUUCUCAUCAACCCGCCUCAUGACAUACCUCAUGGAGACCUAAUUCAGAUGGCAGUGGAUGAACUGUUCUGCUCUAGGAUGGAAGUGUGCGAAGAGAAAGGGAUGGUGACAGAUAUCAACUGUCUGUCUUGUCUAGGUGUGGAUGCUUGA